GCGGGAGAACAGGAUCAGGAGCAGCUACAACACCCGGCCGACAGCACAGCCACUGAGAGCGACGUGAACCAAUGGGCACCAACUCGGGAGCCACCGCUGGCAUCAACAACAAGCCGGUUGGCGGUGCGGCAGGAGCCGGCGUCCUUGGCGGAGGCGGCGGAGUGGGCGGUGCCAACUCCUCGAUCGGCGGCGUCCUGUCCAACAGCUUGGGCGGCGGCGGCGGCGGCAGUGGCGGUCUGAGCAUCAGCGGUCUCAACGCUGGUGGACAGAACGCCAAUGUGGGCGGCCUGGUCGGCGGCGGCGGCGGCAUGGGCAACGUGGGCGGCGACGACGGCGGCAACGGGAUGAUCGGCGGCGGACCAAACAACCAGCAGGCUACGACGCCCCAGUACACAAUACCGGGCAUCUUGCACUUUAUCCAGCACGAGUGGUCGCGCUUCGAGCUGGAGCGUUCACAGUGGGACGUGGACAGGGCCGAAUUGCAGGCUCGCAUCGCAAUGCUCCUCGGAGAGCGCAAGUGCUUGGAGAGUCUCAAAUCGGACCUGACGCGCCGCAUCAAGAUGCUGGAGUACGCGCUGCGCCAGGAGCGGGCCAAGUUCUACCGGUUAAAAUACGGCACCGAUCCGCCGCAGCUGAACGAGUUCAAGCCGUCAAACGAGGACGCCGGACUGGCCGGAGAGGUGGCCACUGAUUCGGAGGUGCCCUACAGCAGCGUUUCGAACACCACGUGGCGGCAGGGACGACAGAUGCUGCGCCAGUAUCUGGCCGAGAUCGGCUACACAGACAACAUCAUCGAUGUGCGCUCGAAUCGGGUGCGCUCGAUCCUCGGGCUGAACAACAAUGCCGAGCACGACGGCAGCGGCGGCGGUCUGGGCGGCGGACUUGGCGGCGGCACUGGCGGCGAGAACCUGAGCCCAAACAUCAACGGCAACGAGAGCAACAAGCGCGCGUCGGAGACGGAAGGCCGUCAUACUCCCGCUAAAAAAGUGCAACAAUCGAUCGAUGAAAUAAUCGUGGACACCGAGGCGGCUGUGAUGGCGAACUUUGAGUUCCUGGGCGCCACCGAAAUGUCCGACGACGACGAGAUAUCCGACGACCUGGAGAUGGUGGCCACCGAUAAUGAUGACACGGACGUAAAGCUGGCCAAGCGCGCCAAGUCUGGCAAGGAUAUGCUCACUGAGGAUCUUGAGGCCGAUGUGGGAGAGCAGCUAUUGAAUGAUAUGAAUCUCAUGACCGAAGAGGUAGACGGCUCGUUGGGACUGGGCGAGCUGGCCCAGCUGACGGUGAAUAACGAAUCUGAUGGAGCCUACGAUGCAAACUCCAAGGACGGAACUGGCGGCAGUGCCGGCGGUGCUGGUUACCGCAAGACCUGGAACGCCAAGUACACGCUUCGCUCGCACUUUGACGGUGUGCGCUCACUUAUUUUUCACCCAGAGGAGCCGGUGCUGAUCACCGCCUCCGAGGAUCACACACUGAAGCUGUGGAAUCUGCAGAAGACGGUGCAGGCCAAGAAAUCGGCCAGCUUGGAUGUGGAGCCGCUGUAUACUUUCCGCGCUCACACGGGUCCCGUUCUGUGCCUGGGCAUGUCGUCCAGCGGCGAGACAUGCUACUCAGGCGGCCUGGACGGCAACAUCGAGUGCUGGCAGCUGCCGUCGCCGAACAUCGAUCCGUACGAUUGCUACGAUCCGAACGUGCACUCCGGCACUCUGGAGGGGCAUACGGACGCCGUGUGGGGCCUUACCACCAUGCAGAGCAACAUUGUUUCAUGCUCGGCAGAUGGAACGGUUAAGCUGUGGUCGCCCUACAACAAGGAGCCGCUGCUGCGCACCUACACGGCCUCCGAGGCGGAGGGUGCGCCCUCCUCGGUGGACUUUGUGCGCAACGAGGUGGACCACAUCGUGGUGGCCUACAACAGUGCCCACUGCAUCGUGUACGACACGGAGACGGGCAAGCAGGUGGUGCGGCUGGAGGCGGCGCAGGAGAUGUCCGGCAACACGGGGAAGUUCAUCAACAAGGUGGUGUCGCACCCGACGCUACCCAUCACGAUCACCGCGCACGAGGACCGGCACAUCCGCUUCUGGGACAACACCUCCGGCACUCUGGUGCACUCGAUGGUGGCGCAUUUAGAGCCGGUCACAUCGCUGGCCGUCGAUGCACACGGUCUGUACUUGCUUUCCGGCUCGCACGAUUGCUCGAUACGGCUGUGGAACCUGGACAAUAAGACGUGCGUGCAGGAGAUCACGGCGCACCGCAAGAAGUUCGACGAGAGCAUAUUCGAUGUGGCCUUCCAUGCCACAAAGCCGUACAUCGCCAGUGCCGGGGCCGAUGGCCUCGCCAAGGUGUUUGUCUAAGAAAGAUUGCACCCCUUCCUGGCCACGUCAUCGGAUCGAACGAAUUCAGAAUUCGGUAUCCAGAGUGCAGAU
Drosophila takahashii is the source of this 2423-nucleotide messenger RNA. The record is from RefSeq and is a predicted model, not a curated record. NCBI's taxonomy places the organism in Eukaryota, Metazoa, Arthropoda, Insecta, Diptera, Drosophilidae.